Molecule: messenger RNA, 543 nt
Organism: Symbiodinium natans
Lineage: Eukaryota; Dinophyceae; Suessiales; Symbiodiniaceae
Source: the annotation of a GenBank genome assembly
AUGAAUGUGGCCGCAGUGGAUACGUGGAGCGCCUGGCCAUGGAACUGGCAGUGGUCUCAGGGUAGAAGCGGGGAGACAGGUUUCGAGCUUGCGCUCGUGCUUUUCUUGCAGCUGCUUGCUGUGGAAUCUGAAAUAGCCUCCAAGGUCUCCGUGGCGUCGCCUUCCUGGUUCACCUCACAGGCGGCGUGGACGGACGUGUUUUACCUGGCCUUUCUUUACCUGGACGUGGACUGCGAUGGCUUGCUGAGUGCAGAUGACCUCAGCGUUCAUCUUCCAGGCGGCAGCCGUGCGCGGGAGUCCUCACAUGCCUGCAUCUGCAAGUGGCGCGUCAGCCAAGAGGAACUCUCGCCAAGCCGAUCCGUGUUCUUGACGUAUUCUGACUUCCAGCAGGCGGUGUGCUCUGCUGCCACGGCAUCCUGCUUUCCUCCCCUUGAGAGAAGACUUCCCAGCAUCGGCACCGGGGCCUGUGAUGUGGCUUGGGUGCAGCGCAUGGAGGCCAUCGAGGAGGUUUGCCGAAGGUUCGCUCAUGAAGAGGUGCAAUAG